AUGAAACUUCAACACAAAAAUCUUGUCAGGCUUCUGGGUUUUUGUGUAGAAGGAGAGGAAAAGCUACUUGUUUAUGAAUUAAUGCCCAAUAGCAGCCUAGAUGUCAUUCUCUUUGAUCCAAGGAAACGUGAACAACUCAAUUGGAGGAGACGUCUUAAUAUUAUAAUUGGAAUUGCACGUGGAAUCCUUUAUCUUCACGAGGAUUCUAGACUUAGAAUUAUUCAUAGAGACCUAAAAGCAAGCAAUGUGUUGUUGGACUAUGACAUGAACCCUAAGAUCUCAGACUUUGGAAUGGCAAGGAUCUUUGUAGGAAGUGAAGGUGAAGCUAAUACAGCUACAAUAGUUGGGACAUAUGGAUACAUGGCUCCGGAAUAUGCUAUGGAAGGAUUAUAUUCUAUUAAGUCUGAUGUAUUUAGUUUUGGAGUACUCUUGCUUGAGAUCAUAACUGGGAAAAGAAAUGCUGGCUUCCAUCAAUCAAAACGUGCUCCCAGCCUCCUAGAAUAUGCAUGGAAACUAUGGAAUGAAGGAAAGGCAUUGGAGCUAAUGGAUCCUUUACUGAUUGACUCAUUCAAUCGAGGUGAAUUUCUAAGAUACGUACAUAUUGGACUAUUGUGUGUUCAAGAAGAUGCGUGUGAUAGGCCAACAAUGUCAGCUGUGGUUGGAAUGUUGAGAAGUGAAACUGUCACUCUUAGCCAACCUGAACGACCUGCCUUUUCUAUGGGGAGAUUCACUGAUAAUGGCGCACCAGGUCCCGAAUGUCGCUCUGUCUACGGCUUAUCAAUUUCCAAUAUUGAGCCACGGUGA
This is a messenger RNA of Quercus lobata, 804 nucleotides long. RefSeq names its product cysteine-rich receptor-like protein kinase 10. Gene Ontology annotation, biological process: protein phosphorylation. Gene Ontology annotation, cellular component: plasma membrane. Bases 1 to 804 code for a protein of 267 amino acids. Gene Ontology annotation, molecular function: protein serine/threonine kinase activity; ATP binding. The record is from RefSeq and is a predicted model, not a curated record. Lineage: Eukaryota; Viridiplantae; Streptophyta; Magnoliopsida; Fagales; Fagaceae. The transcript is spliced from 4 exons.